GAGAGAGAGGAAACGGCCUGAUUUUCUCAAAGCGAGGAGGGGCAGAGAUUAGAAAGUUCAAAGUCCACUCACGCGCUUCUCUUUCCCAUCACGUUGAUGUGUUUAAAAUUCAGAAAAACUUAAUUUAUUAUACCAACAUUCAGAAGAGAUUAGUAUAACACAAUUUUGAAUGCAGAGAGAGAGAGAACAAAUAAAAACAUACCCAUCGAAGUUUCUUCAGUUUCCUACCAGUUUCCAUCGGCUUGGAGGCUUCCUUCCAUUUAUACGUGCCCCCUUUUCUCUUCUACAUUACAAAUUGUCUACUUUCUCUCUCUAGAUUGCCUCUGGGUCCGCGUUACUCUUGAUUCUUUCCUUUACAAUUACAAGAUCGUCUCCAGUUUUGGUGGAAUCUCAGGCACAUUUUGAAGUCUCUGUACGAAUUUCCCUGUAACUUUGUGUAAUUUCUAUUCAGGUUCUUCAACUAAGCAGUAGCUGGAAAAAAAUCCUACACUUUUGCCUACUAAAAAUGUUUAGUCAUAAGAGAUCUCCAUUAAACAAAAAUGCUAAACAUUCUAGCCCCAAUCCUUUUGAUUCUGACGAUGAGUUAGAUAGCAAGAAAACCCUUAAACCGUCGAGGAGAACUUCUUCUGAACCCACAUUGGUUGCCCCUAAAUUUAGUACCAACCCUUUUGAUGACGAUGCGGGGAAAGGGACCACUUCAUCUUCGCACUCUCUAUUUUCAUCGGCAAGAAGCAGAUAUAAGAAUGAUUUCCAUGAGUCAGGAGGAUUAGAAAACCAAACUGUCGAAGAGUUGGAGAAUUAUGCUGUAUACAAGGCUGAGGAGACUACAAAGACAGUCAACGGCUGCCUGAAGAUAGCAGAGGACAUAAGAGAGGAUGCUACCAAGACUUUGGUCACCUUGCAUCAGCAGGGUGAGCAAAUUACCAGGACCCACAUGGUUGCUGCUGACAUUGAACAUGAUCUCAGUAGGGGUGAGAAGCUAUUGGGAAGUCUUGGGGGUAUCUUUUCCAAGACUUGGAAGCCAAGCAAGGGUCGCGCAAUAAAGGGACCUGUUUUUAGUGGAGAUGAUCCAGCUCAAAGAAGGGGUGCCCACUUGGAGCAGCGGGAGAAAUUAGGGUUAACUCCUGCACCCAAGGGACGGUCAAAGUCACAAACACUACCUCCUGAAGCCCCCAAUGCACUGCAGAAAGUUGAGGUAGAAAGGGCAAAGCAAGAUGAUUCACUUUCAGACUUGAGUAAUAUUUUGGGGGAGCUGAAGAACAUGGCUGUUGACAUGGGGUCUGAAAUUGAAAGGCAAAACAAAGCUCUGGAUCCUCUUGGGGAUGACGUGGAUGAGCUGAAUCACCGUGUGAAGGGUGCCAAUCAACGCACACGCCGUCUGCUUGGGAAAUAGAAGAUCACUGAGUUGUUCUUACCCUCUGAUAUUGGCUUGCUGCCUCCCUUUCCUUUCCCAUUUCUUUUAUAUGCAUUCUUGAAUGUUUAACCUAUGGGUUCACAUUUUUUUUUUCUUUUUUACACCUCGAUUUGUCAGCAACAAAUACACCCAGGUUCAAUCUUAUGUUGAGAAAUAACACUGUUGAUUGUUGAUGAUUCCUUGCUAUUAAGAGGAGUAUAGCUUGGGCUUUUGUUUGAUAAA
This is a messenger RNA of Cornus florida, 1636 nucleotides long. Its product is annotated as SNAP25 homologous protein SNAP33-like. The record is from RefSeq and is a predicted model, not a curated record. NCBI's taxonomy places the organism in Eukaryota, Viridiplantae, Streptophyta, Magnoliopsida, Cornales, Cornaceae. Gene Ontology annotation, molecular function: SNAP receptor activity. Bases 506 to 1393 code for a protein of 295 amino acids. Gene Ontology annotation, cellular component: plasma membrane; SNARE complex. The transcript has 6 exons.